CUUUGGAGAAGGGUCUCUUUCCUUCCUGUCACGCCCCGUCGUCCUCGCGCUCACAGACAGACACACCCGAGCGGGGGAGGGCAGAUGUCGUGAGCCGGUGGCUGAUUGAGUGAGUCGAGUGACAAUUGUCGAGUGAUGACGACUGGCCGAGGGCAGAUGGCGUUGCUGUCUUUGCUGGAGGAGGUGGUGGGGAGCGAUGUGCUGCCCCAGGGACUUUCGCUGUCCUUCCUCCGACGAGCGGGGAAGGAGGCCAAGGCCUGCCCCGUUCCUGCCAACAUCAGGUCCAAGUCCCUUGUCAACAGGAGAGGUACGUACGUGCCCUAGAUAGACAGACAGACAGACAGGGAGGGAGGGAGGGAGGGACACAACGACGCGAGGCGGGACAGGCAGGGGCAGUGAGUGGGGGGAUCUUGGGCAGGCAAUCGCAAUCACUCGACCUUUGUCUUUCUUUCUUUGUGUUGUCAUCGUGUGUCUUUUCGUUGUGCUGUGCUGUGUUGUGUUGUGUUGUGGUGUGUUGUGUCUUGUCCGUUCACAGCUCGGUCGUAUGAAGCCGACGUGUGCACGAUGGGUGUCAGCCAGGCGCCAACGCAGCCGGCAGUGCGGCCCUCGUCCUCAUCAGCAACAUCAUCAUCAACAGGAUCGUCAUCCCGGUGCGUCGGCCGCACCCUCCACCCCAGCCCGUCUCUCCACCAAAGCCCCACACACAGAGAUAACUCUCUGUCUCGGUCUAGGACGGCCCGCAAAUCCGGCAGGGCGGCCACCACGGCCGCCGUGUCGCCACCACAGAGGCCCAAGACCACUCCCGACCUCCGGGGCCGCCGGCCCUCCCCUCCACCCUCCCCCUUGACCUUCGCACCCUCCCCCUCGCUCUCGCCCCGUCAGCACCAACACCAGCACCAUCACCACCACCACCCUCUGCGGCCGAGGUCGCAGAGUGAGGACCUCACUGCGUCGCACAGAGAGCAGCAGCUGCGGUGCGGCGAGGAUGACGUGUCGACGCCCCCCAUGGCGAUGGCGGCGAUGAGCGGGUGGGGGUGUGCCAUGGGCCGUGUGGACGAGUUUGUCUUUAGUAGUAGUGACAGCCUGUGUCGUCAUGGCGAGUAUGGGGCCUGGGAGGGCCUCACGCCGUCCAGGGUGUAUGGGGCGGAUGAGAGGGUGUCGGGGGUGGGGCUGCCACCGGAGGGGCUGGCUGAGUGCGCGGCGCUGCGGAGGUCCGCCAAGGUGUGUCAUAAUAUGACUUUUGGGGCUUCGUCCGCGCCUUCAAGUGAGCUACCUGCGCUGCGCCGCCUCCCCACACACCAUCUGUCGGCAUAUGUGGAUGUCUGUCUGUCUGUCUGUCUGUCUGCUUGUCCUUUCUCUGUUUGUUCUUGCCUCUUGUGUAUCGCAUAUAUCAGAGUCGCUGCUUCCCCAGUCGCUGCUGCCCAUCCCCCGAGCGUAUCAAUACCACUCCCGCACUGCCUACCCAGCCACCGCACAGACAGCUGUCGUCGGGCCGUCAUCACGCUGGCGCAGCGUGCACACCAACAGCAACAGCAACACCAGCCCCAGCACCAGCACCACAUGUGGCGCCCACCCCGCCAGCCCCACGGCGGCCGAGGGCAGCGACCUCAUUCUCUGCGACAAGACGCAGCCCGCAGCAGCGGAUGCCCACUUCCCCCGCGGCAGCCUCCCAAACAGCUGGGAGCCGACAUACUGGCCACCCGACGUCCUCGCGCACCUGCAACCGCACCCCUUCACCCAGGCCGACCUCGCCGACCGCCUCGACAAGACCUUGAAUCGGCCGGCCACUCGGAUGCCCUCAUCGACGUGUUUGAGCCCGGGUGGGACGAGGCGGCACGGCCUGGGCCUGACGCUUCAUUCAGGCGGGUGCAUCAUCCCCCGGGUCGACAAGGCGGCCACGACUGGCGGGGCGGACGCCUUCUUUCACGACGCCAUGACGUCGUCGGUCGGGGUGGCAGAUGGCGUGGGGGCGUGGGACGAGCUGGGCCUGUCUGCUGGGGCGUUUGCGCAGGAGCUCAUGUACGGCUGCCAGCAGGCCAGCCAGAGCAGGUUCCUGAGACAGACCACCCAGACGGGCUCGGGCGACGGCACCACCACCACACAGACGACGAUCCCGCCGGCCCUGCCGCCGUCGAUGGUUGCUAGCGAGAUACUGGUGGAUGGGUAUGAGAGCACCGAGAGCAUUGGGUCGAGCACGGCGUUGGUGGCGUGUCUGGACGGCAACAAGGGCAAGCUGGGGGCGGCGACGCUGGGCGACAGCGGCAUGAUGGUGCUGAGGCGGUCGGGCGCUGCGCGGGGCGCACACAUGACGGUCGUCAUGCAGACACGACCUAUGCAGGUACGUCAGUCGGUCGGUGCCAUGUCGGGUCGGUCGGGCUCAAUGGAUCCCUUCUCUCUCUCUGUCUCUCGCUGUGUGGAUGUGAUGUGAUGUGAUGUGAUGUGCCCUACGUGUCUUUCUUUCAGCACUACUUCAACUGUCCGUAUCAGCUGACGCGUCUGCCGAGUGCGGGUGGUCUGCGGAAGCUGCAGGAGGAGGGCGAGGGCAAGGCGCCCCUGGUGUCGCUCCUCACCCAGAUGUCCGCCUGCCACCUCGACACACCGGACAUGGCUCAGGAGUACGACGUCGAUGUCCAGGAGGUAUGCUACACGUUUGCACAGGCGGAGGGAAGGAGUGUGAUGGGUCUGGUCUGGUGUUGGUGUUGUGUGUGUGCAGGGUGACUUGUUGAUACUGGGGACGGACGGACUGUUAGAUAAUCUGUUUGACUUUGAGGUCUGCGGGCUGGCCACCAUGGCGCUCUCGCCUGCCGAGGCGGCCAAGAUACACGGAGACACCAACCAGGCCACACACCCACAGGUGAGUAAAUGAGUAGUGCGCCUUCAUUCACUCACCCAUCUCAUCUGGCCAUGUGUGUCUUGUCUUAUGUCCUUUCUCUCAGCGCAUCGCUCGUGCCUUGGCCGAGGCGGCGUAUCUGCGCAGCCACGACAAGGCGGGCAAGACCCCCUACGCCAAGAACGGUCGGCGUGCGGGCGCCCACCCCACGACGGCCGGCGGCAAGCCCGACGACAUCACCGUCGUGGCCUGCUGGGUCACCAAGGCGGUCUCCUCAACACUCACCUCACCCAUCCCGUCCCACCCACACCACCAGCCGUCCGGUGCCCGCCCCCCACACACAGCGCCAGCAGCAGGAGCAGCAGGAGGGUCGCCCGGCUCGGCCAGUGGCCCACCGGGGGUGGAAGCUGCCCCCUGCACAAACGCGGUGCUGUCACGGCCCAACAGGUGUUUCGUGGCGCAGCGGGGCUUCGUGGCGAGGGAGGGGCAGGGGGGUGGGGGUGCAGUGCCCUCGCCGCUGCUCAAGUAUAACAAGAGCUCGCUGAGUCUGGCGAGCGACUUCGCGAUGGGCGGAUGAGAUGACCACACAGCACAGCAUACACAACACAACACAACACGGGGGG
Molecule: messenger RNA, 3453 nt
Organism: Vitrella brassicaformis
Lineage: Eukaryota; Vitrellaceae
Source: the annotation of a GenBank genome assembly